CUUUACAAAGAUGUGAUGCUGGAGACCUACAGGAACCUCACCGCUAUAGGAUACAAUUGGGAAGACCAUAAUAUUGAAGAACAUUGUCAAAGUGAUAGAAGACAUGGAAGGCAUAUAAGGAGUCAUGCUGGAGAGAAACCAUAUGAAUAUACACAAUGUGAUAAAGCCUUCACAUAUCACAGUCAUCUUCAAAAGCGCAAAAGAAUUCAAACUGGAGAGAAAUCCUCUGAAGCACGUAGUAGUCUACAAAAACAUAAAAGAACAGAUACUGUUGACAGACUCUACAAAUGUAAUCAAUGUGAAAAAGCCUUUUCACAACACAGGUAUCUUCGAGUACAUGAAAGAACACAUACUGGAGAGAAGCCUUACAAAUGUAAUCAGUGUGAUAAAGCCUUUACACAACAAAGUCAUCUCCGAAUACAUGAAAGAACACAUACUAGAGAGAAACCUUAUAAAUGUAAUCAGUGCAGUAAAUCAUUUGUAUCUCUCAGUCUUCUUCAGAAUCAUGAAAGAAUACAUACUGGAGAGAAACCUUACAAGUGUAAUCAAUGUGAUAAAACCUUUUCUCAACAUUCUAGUCUCCAAAUUCAUCAAAGAGUACAUACUGGAGAGAGACCCUUCAAGUGCAAUCAAUGUGGUAAAGGUUUUUCACAAAGUGGUACUCUCCAA
Messenger RNA from Rattus rattus (black rat), 669 nucleotides. RefSeq names its product zinc finger protein 431-like. The record is from RefSeq and is a predicted model, not a curated record. The transcript is spliced from 4 exons. Lineage: Eukaryota; Metazoa; Chordata; Mammalia; Rodentia; Muridae. The annotation marks the transcript as partial.